Molecule: messenger RNA, 1939 nt
Organism: Pseudonaja textilis
Lineage: Eukaryota; Metazoa; Chordata; Lepidosauria; Squamata; Elapidae
Source: RefSeq, a predicted model, not a curated record
CCUGGCUGCCUGGGCGCACGCGAGCUCCACUCCCCGGGGAAGGCGAGAGAGGCGUCGGGCGCGGGGCUGGCCGCUUUCUCUAAACGCCGUUGCGGGGCCUUUUGCAACCGGCUUCCUCCCCUUUCACCACCACCCCACUUCCACCUUCGGGCCGAGUUCCUCCAGCCUGUAAUACUGGCUCCCCCAGCAGCCCACCGAGGGAGGUCCGUAUUCUCCCAAUAUGGCGGACGAAGACCUGAUAUUCCACAUGGAGUACCUGGACAACGCCUCGUUAACCAAACCAGGUUGUGGGAAUUGCCACGAGGCGGACAGCGACGAGGAGGAGAAUUACUACAUCUGCCCGAUUACAGAUGACCCUGUUUUGAACAAGGCAGCCAAGGACAAAGUUCAUAACUAUUACAGCAACCUGGUUAAAAAUGAGAGUUAUUCCACCAGCUCUUCUCCCAGAAAUUCCUUCCAUGUUAGGAAUGGGACUCAGCACCCCCCUAAGGGCAGCGCUCAGACUGACCAUGGACGGGAAGCAUGGAAGAAUGCAAUUGAGAAAGCUAAGCACAUGCCUGACCCCUGGGCGGAAUUUCACCUGGAAGAGAUCAAAAUGGAAAACGCCACCCGCUACAGGUACAAUGCCGUUACUGGAAAAUGGGUCGAAGACGAAGUCUUGAUCAAAAUGGCUGCGCAGCCUUUUGGCCGAGGAGCGAUGCGUGAAUGCUUCCGGACGAAAAAGCUGUCCAAUUUUCUGCACAUGCAGAAUUGGAAAGGGGCCUUUAAUUACGUGGCAAAGCGGUACAUCGAGACGGUCGACCGGGAAGUCUAUUUUGAGGAUGUGCGGCUGCAGAUGGAAGCCAAGUUAUGGGGAGAAGAAUAUAACCGCCAUAAACCUCCCAAGCAGGUAGAUAUUGUCCAGACCUGCAUAAUUGAAAUGAAGAAUAGACCGGGGCGACCUCUUUACCACCUGGAACAUUACAUCGAGGGGAAGUACAUCAAGUACAAUUCGAACUCGGGAUUCGUACGAGACGACAACAUCCGUCUGACCCCGCAGGCCUUCAGCCAUUUCACCUUUGAACGCUCCGGACACCAGCUGAUCAUCGUGGACAUCCAAGGGGUUGGAGACCUGUACACAGAUCCUCAGAUCCAUACUGAGAGCGGCACGGAUUUUGGAGAUGGGAAUCUCGGUGUGCGGGGGAUGGCCUUGUUCUUCCAUUCUCACUCCUGCAACCCGAUUUGUCAAAGUAUGGGGCUGAUGCCUUUUGAUCUCUCCUCCAAAGAGAAGGACGCCUUGUUUCGUAGUAGCAAACUACUUGAAUUGGCUCAGACUGUUGUGCGGGGCACGGAAGAGAAGUGUGGCAGUAGCCGGGCGCGAACCGUCUCCGGCAGCCGCCCCCCUCUCCUUUCCCGUCUUUCUGAAAACUCAGGGGACGAAAGCAUGAGCGACAUGGCGUUCGACUCCUUGCCCUCCUCACCGUCUUCAGCCACGCCUCACAGCCAAAAGAUGGAGGGUCUUCAUUGGCCUGUCUUCAAUGAAGUCGACAACUUGGUUCACAAAGACCACGAAGGCCUUGAUAAUCAGCGGGAUUCUGAAAAUGGAGGGGACAGUGGGUGCCCCAGUGAGAAAAGGAGUGAUCACGAAGACAUGGAUCACCGGGAAAAGGGCCAUCCUAACUGCAACCGGAGACACGAAUCUGAUGAAGACAGCUUGGGAAGUUCUGCUCGGGUAAAUAAAUCUGAUUUUCCCCCCAACUGGGUUUGCUUUGCACCAGAUGACCUGCUCACCAAAGCUGCUUAUUUUUCCCUGAUUUGCUGAAGAAUUCUUUCUCCGUGGUUUACGCCUCUUUCUUCUCCCUUCUUUGUUUAAUUCUUUCUCUUUCCAAAUUAGAGAAAUAGAGAGACCGCUAAACCGAGUUUCAGGAACCAAAGGGUGAUUUUCUGCAUGGAUUUUAUU